UCACUACAUAUCCGAGAAUAACAGAAAGAAAUUGCUCACCUUUUAUAGUUUACUUAGAGAGCAGUUCUUCAGUCAUCUUCAAGAUCAAAAGUUUACCCUCUCUGGAGAUCGAAAAUGAUGGCGUUUUGGUGGCCGAUCAUCGUUCUCGCCUUUGCUUAUGCGAUCUGUCGUUUUAUGCUCAUUCCCCCAAAUGUUCCAUCCAUUGAUGUCGAUGCCUCCGACGUGUUGGAUGACGGGAACCAAACUCAGGAAAACAGCUUUAUUUACAUACCGCCGAGGGGAAGAACACAACAAUCAGACAGAAAAGUUCAAUGCUAUGAGCCAGCUACUAUGAAGUACUUAGGCUAUUUCCCAGCAUUAACACCUGCCGAGGUCAAGGAGCGUGUGGCACAAGCCCGGAAAGCACAGAAGAUUUGGGCAAGAAGUAGUUUCAAGCAAAGGCGACAGUUUUUGCGGAUUCUUUUAAAAUAUAUUCUUAAACACCAAGAGCUUAUAUGCGAAGUCUCUUCACGUGAUACUGGGAAAACAAUGGUCGAUGCCUCUUUAGGAGAGAUCAUGACUACAUGUGAGAAGAUAACCUGGCUUCUUUCAGAGGGUGAAAAGUGGCUCAAGCCUGAAUACCGAUCUUCUGGAAGAUCAAUGCUUCACAAGAUAUCCAAAGUGGAAUUUCACCCGCUUGGGGUAAUUGGGGCUAUUGUUUCAUGGAAUUACCCUUUUCAUAAUAUUUUUAAUCCAAUGCUUGCAGCUGUGUUCUCAGGAAAUGGUGUGGUAAUUAAGGUUUCCGAGCAUGCAAGCUUUUCUGGAUGUUUCUACUUUCGGAUAAUCCAAGCAGCUCUUGCUGCUGUUGGAGCUCGAAAUCUGGUUGAGGUAAUUACAGGCUUUGCUGAAACAGGAGAAGCGUUGGUAUCUUCUGUUGACAAAAUCAUAUUUGUUGGGUCACCAGGUGUAGGGAAGAUGAUAAUGACAAAGGCUUCUGAGACCCUUAUACCAGUUACACUUGAGCUUGGUGGGAAAGAUGCUUUUAUUGUGUGCGAAGACGUAGAUAUUCCACACGUUGCGCAAGUUGCUGUUAGAGCCGCUCUUCAAUCAAGUGGACAGAACUGUGCUGGUGCUGAGAGAUUUUAUGUUCACAGGGAUAUUUGUACUUCAUUUGUCAAUCAAGUGGCUAAGAUUGUGAAGUCCAUUUCAGCUGGCCCACCACUUGCUGCAAGAUAUGAUAUGGGUGACAUAUGCUUGCAAGAGCAUUCUGAAAAGCUUCAACACCUUGUAGAUGAUGCUGUAGACAAAGGGGCUGAAAUUGUGGCUCGUGGAAGUUUCGGCCAUCUAGGUGAAGGUGCAGUUGAUCAGUUUUUCCCUCCGACGGUGCUCAUAAAUGUAAACCACACGAUGACGUUGAUGCAAGAAGAGACUUUUGGACCAAUCAUGCCGAUAAUGAAAUUCAGCACAGAUGAAGAAGUUGUCAAGCUUGCAAAUGAUUCAAGAUAUGGGCUUGGCUGUUCUGUUUUUUGGGGCUGUCAAAGGCGUGCCAAGGAGAUAGCUUCCCAAAUACAUUGUGGAGUUGCUGCAGUUAAUGAUUUUGCAUCAAGUUACAUGUGCCAGUCCCUGCCUUUUGGUGGCGUAAAAGAUAGUGGGUUUGGGCGAUUUGCCGGUGUUGAGGGAUUAAGAGCUUGCUGUCUGGUGAAGUCAGUCGUUGAGGAUAGAUGGUGGCCUUAUAUAAAGACCAAGAUACCAAAGACCAUUCAGUAUCCAGUUGCUGAAAAUGGGUUCGAGUUUCAAGAAUCGCUGGUCGAGGCGCUUUACGGGUUGAACAUUUGGGACCGACUACGAGCACUGGUGAAUGUUCUGAAGAUCAUUUCGGAGCAAAAUCCUGUUGCAAGUAGCAAGAGAAAUGCUUGAGUUCCACACUCUAAAUGAGUUCGUUC
Messenger RNA from Hibiscus syriacus, 1922 nucleotides. RefSeq names its product aldehyde dehydrogenase 22A1-like. Lineage: Eukaryota; Viridiplantae; Streptophyta; Magnoliopsida; Malvales; Malvaceae. The record is from RefSeq and is a predicted model, not a curated record. Gene Ontology annotation, molecular function: aldehyde dehydrogenase (NAD+) activity.